AUGGCUUUAUGCAGCUUAAAGAACAAUUUGCAACUGGCCACUUUGAAGACUUUGUCCCUGGUUUCUAUAAGCGUGAUGUCACCACAACAAAGUGUCCAAGAAGUGUUCCGAACAGCUGACUGCGUCUGCUUCGAUGUGGACUCAACAGUAAUACAAGAUGAAGGCAUCGAUGAGUUGGCCAAAUUUUGUGGAAAAGGAGAUGAAGUGAAACGACUAACUGCUGAAGCUAUGGGUGGCAGCAUGACUUUCCAGGAAGCCCUCAAAAAGAGACUGGACAUCAUCAGACCUAACGUUAGUCAAAUUAGGGAAUUCCUGGAAAAAACACCCAUACACCUUACUCCUGGUAUAUCCGAGUUAGUAAAAGUGCUACACGAAAAAGGUGUGAAUGUGUACCUCGUGUCUGGUGGCUUCAGGAGUCUCAUAGAACCGGUGGCAGUCAAAGUUGGAAUUCCUAUAACCAAUAUCUACGCUAAUAGGCUGAAAUUCUUUUUCAAUGGAGAAUAUGCCGGUUUUGAUGAAAGCGAGCCAACAUCGAGGUCUGGUGGCAAGGGUUUGGUUGUCAGGCGGCUAAAGGAACAGUAUGGCUACCAAAGACUGGUCAUAAUCGGUGACGGAGCCACAGACGCUGAAGCGAGUCCCCCCGCUGACGGUUUUAUUGGUUUUGGCGGUAACGUUGUUAGAGAAGAAGUUAAAAGAAAAGCGGCAUGGUAUGUCACAGACUUCCAAGAACUAAUCGCCGCUCUUGCCAUACAAACAAAA
Messenger RNA from Brenthis ino (lesser marbled fritillary), 759 nucleotides. The record is from the annotation of a GenBank genome assembly. NCBI's taxonomy places the organism in Eukaryota, Metazoa, Arthropoda, Insecta, Lepidoptera, Nymphalidae.